This is a messenger RNA of Lathyrus oleraceus (garden pea), 876 nucleotides long. RefSeq lists its product as uncharacterized. The record is from RefSeq and is a predicted model, not a curated record. NCBI's taxonomy places the organism in Eukaryota, Viridiplantae, Streptophyta, Magnoliopsida, Fabales, Fabaceae. The transcript has 3 exons. The coding region runs from base 1 to 876 and encodes 291 amino acids.
AUGAAUCCUGGCAGAAGAAGUGUGUUCAAUUACAAGUUUGUGGAACCUCAGUUGAAAGCUUUGAAGGGUCUGGGAACUCGUUUGGAUCUAGAUCACAAAGAAGAUUUCGAGAAGGCCUAUGGGAAUCUCCUAGCUGGCACUGGCGUUGGAAGAACACUCGUAUAUAUUGGAGUCGGAAUUAAGGACUAUGUUCCUUUUGUCAGUACCAAGAAACUACCAAAGUCUCACCUUUUAGCCAAAGCUUUGCAUUUAGAGAAUAAGGAAGUGGGGCUUAACCUUAAUCUUAAGGGUGGAACUCAUGGUUUUACUCUAAAUUUUUUGGUUAAGAAGGCCAUUACUUUUGUGGAUGUUGGGAGUUGGAUAACUUUCAAUGUUGUUUUUGCUUUGCUCAUCUAUGGGAUAAUGUUGUUUUCUAGUAUGGAAGACUUUGUGGACUCGGCAUCUAUUCACAUCUUCCUGUCCAAGAACCCGGUUCCUACACUUCUUGAUGACACUUAUUACUCUAUUCAUAUAAGAACUCAUAAGAAGAUGGACUAUGAUAAUGUUAAGAUUAUCAUGAAUUGCGGAAGUUUCCCCAAUGUGCCCCUUAUAGGUACAAAGGGUGGAAUUAACUACAAUCCAAAAUUAGCCUUACGUAAGUUGGGUUAUCCGCUUUUGUGUAUGCCAGAUUUCGAACAUAGGGAGGAGUUUGUUUUGUAUAAAGGGUUUGACAAUCUGGAGUUGCUAAGGAAGAUUGUUAGAGCUUGGAGAGAAGCCUGUCCUCAAGGGAGAUCUGAGUUAGGAAAGAAGAAUUGCAUCACCAAGGAAGCUUAUACGCAAUGGGUUAAGGAUAGGGUUGAAAAAAUCUACUUCCAUUCCCAUUUGAGCCAUCUAUGA